AAUGCAAAUUCCCAUGAUGAUGCUGCGACAUCCACCAGAACGCGAGCAUAAAAGCUCAUUCAGUAAUUAGCAUUAUGCUGUGGCUUUGCUCUCGUCGCACAACAAAUGCAUCAGAUCACGCACUUGCACUCACUGCUUUGCCUCUUUCGCUUCUGCCCUGCACACUUCAUUCAUGCUUUAUUAGUGUAUUAUACUAUCGUAUAGUUUCUGUUUCUACCGCCCUACCACCCAGAGCAGCUCAUCAUUAGGCUCUGGUGGUGGGCUGGCUGGCUGGAGCCACUCUGUGCAGAAUUAUUUUCCAGCGCUUUUCAAUUUUAGUCAGACACUAACCGCCGAGGUGUUCAAACGUUUUCCGACCUGGUCGCGCCUCAACCGAAUACUGCGGUGGCUUCACGCGUUUAGGUCUGCUGAUUCUUAACAAUAAUAAUUGUUGUUUGAACGCGAUCGACGGUUAAACUUUUUUUUUGAAUAUUUUCUGGGCUACUAAACCGUGGCUCAUCCUUAGAAAAGGCAAAUUUGUGGUUUAAGAUUAAUUAAGUCAUCUGUAGCAGAAAUAUUUGCUUGUGCGGAAAUUUACCUAAUAAUGUAGAGAAGAAUCAAGGAAACAUCGUUUAGAGCAAUAAUUAUUUGUUUUACACUCGCGCGUGAUUAAGAUGCAUUUCAACUGAGUUUGUAACGGCCACGCAGCCUUGUGGAAAAUGCGGUUAUAAUGCAUUAAUUUCCGUUUGCAACGUUCGUGCGUUCACUCGACUCAGGGGGUGGUAUAUCACUCAACAAGCAUAAAGUGUAGUGGCAAAGUGACAAAAUGGGAAUUUUACAACAAGCUUAAAAACAUAGACCGUGGAACUUGCAACAAGCACCACACGGAAAGAAGACCAAACUGUUAGUCGCAAGUGUGUUCCGAAAUACCAGAUCGCGAUCCAGAUAGCAGGGAGUGCAAUGUGCAAUGAAAAAUGCAGCUCUAGUAUCGCAAGUCCCACCACCAGCAACGGCACCUUCGUCAGCAUCAGCGGCAGCAGCUGUUUGCCACCUUCUUCCAGCGGAGAAGAACCACUUUGAAAAUGCUCUCCUUCGUUGCGUUUCUGACGGCGACGGCGGCGGCAAUCUUUGGCGCGGAACACUUCGGGGGAGGCAACUUUUAUGUUGGCGCUUUUCACCUGGAUGUGCAAAAAGUGAAUCACAUUGUAUUAGAUAACUCUAAGAUCGAUGAAAAGAAUCUUCAUCAGUUUCUGAAGGAGCACGAGAAGCUGCUACUAUUUGGAGAGAACGAUGCUGCUGCUGCUGAAGACUUUACCAUCGUUAGCGUGCGGCGAAGGAAACGAACCACGAGAUCUGCGGAGCGACUAAUUUCGUUCAACGUCAGCAACAGCGCCGUUGCGGAUUUCUCUGUCGAGCUGCGAAAGUCCAACAUCCUUAUAGACGACUCGUUUGCAUUUAUUGAGAGUUAUGAUAACUCCACCCAACUUUUGGACGAUUCGUACCAACUUGUUCAGCAAUACGCAGACUGCUUUUACCGCAAUGACCACGCCGCGUUCGAUUUGUGCGAGGGUGGCAUUCGAGGGUUACUCAAGUCAAAUCAAAGUGACUUAAUCGUUCACCCACUGCCAGAGCGGUUUGGCUCCUCAAGUCACGUCCUGAUCUACAGGAAUCGAACGACCGAUUCCGCUGCACCCAGCACCAACCAGACUGACGAACAUGUGAUAUUCGAGCCGGAUAUGGCUGCCUAUGAACCCACUUUUAACGAGCCCAGAGACAGACGCAACAAGCGCCACAUUAGCAAUAUCAAAGUACCGGACACGCUACACGUUGAGACUGCAAUUUUCAUCGAUAAAGACCUGUACCGGCACAUGUCGAAAAAUUUCCCCAAAAAUACCGAAGCUCACCUCAUUCGAUUCGUGCUGGCGAUGAUCAACGGAGUUCAACUGCUGUACAACCAUCCCUCGCUGGGACGUCCGAUUAACUUCAUCCUGAAGCGGCUGGAGAUCCUGCACAAUGACCCGAAGGACCUUCGUAGAUCCAGCGACAUCGACGUCUACCUGAACAGCUUUUGCGGCUGGCAAAGGAAGCUAAAUCCGAUUUCCGACGCAGAUCCGGUGCAUUUCGAUCACGCCGUCAUACUGACCGGCCUGGAUUUGUACGUGGUUAGUAAAACGGGCAAGGUGAGUAACCAGGUCGUGGGAUUGGCCCCGGUGGCCGGAAUGUGCACAAUGACGUCCAGCUGCACCAUCAACGAGGGAAAACACUUUGAAAGUGUGUUUGUGGUGUCGCACGAGAUUGGUCACAACUUAGGUAUGCGACAUGAUACUUCCGAAAACAAUUGUGAUCCAAGUCUUUACAUUAUGUCACCCACACUUGGAAGUGGAAAAAUCACGUGGUCAGCAUGCAGUCGCAACUACCUGAACACAUUCCUAAAAACCAGCCAGUCGGUGUGCCUCUUCGAUCGUGGCCACGUGGCGCCCAACCUGGACCACAACGUCGAAGGCAAGCUACCCGGGGAACGGUUCGACGCCGACCAGCAGUGCAUGCUCAAGUACGGCAAGGACAGCAUCCGCUCGCAGUCCCAGAACGUGGCGGACAUUUGCCGCGAUCUGCACUGCCAGCGCGAUCGGUACACGUGGACGUCGCAUCCGGCGCUCGAGGGCACCGCCUGCGGGACGUUGAUGUGGUGUCGAAGUGGGGUUUGCGUUUCUAAAAUUCCUGGCCUAACCAUCCAAUCAAGUGGAAAGCACAUCACUGCCUUCAAAACGAUCGACAAGAAGACGUUCAUCCAGGGGCUAAAGUUUGCCAGCUUGAAGCAAGACACUGCCCGGACACUGAACUCAGUGCCCACGUGGGAGGCUUGGGGCAACCCAACGGAGUGUGAAUCGGGAUGUCUCUACGGAGAGUCUGGUCGGCUGAAGGAAGGCAGCGUUGGACUGCGACAGUACAACAGAGCUUGUCGCGAUAAACGAAACAGUUGCCCAGGAUCUAACAAGAAAUAUGAAACGUGUAUUGCCAAACAGUGUUACAACAUUGCUCGCACUACGAUUCUGGAGUUUGCCAACCAAAUUUGCGGCCGUGCGAAGGAGUUCGAUUCGGACAUUCUGGGGAUGGGGCUGCAAAAGGUGGCGGACGAUGCCGAGGAUGCGUGCAAGGUUUUCUGCGAAACCAAAUCCGGCACGCCGAAAACGAAGAGUUGGAUCUUCCCCGACGGAACGGCUUGUCGGGUGCAGAGUGCAGAUUUUGACGAUUAUUUCUACUGCAUUGGGGGAAGGUGUCAGAAAUUUUCGUGCAAUAAUUCAGCUGACAACUUCCAUCGCAUUGAUUCAACGUUUUGUCCUGAUAGUUUUACUUCUGCGGAUAGAGUUAGUAACAGUAUUCAACAGGAGAAUGGACGUGACUAUAAAAGUUUAAAUUUGUUAAAAGAAGCUCAACCGACUAGCAGAAAGCCAGAAAACGUUACUCAAAAUUCGGUUGUCUACAACUUUCCCGAGCGAAAGCGUUUUCCCGAGGCGAAUUUCUACAAAGCCGACGCGUACAGUCGCUGGAGAGCACGCAACUUUGAACCGGUCAGCUACGACCGCAACUCUCAGCUCAGAUUGCGCAAAAAUCAGUGGGAGGUGAAAUCCGGCUGCCACUUCAACUGCAUGGAGAAAUCAAAGGGCAUUCAAAUCGUGGCCUCAAAGAUGGACAUCCGAACCAGCAUUCAGCUGUGCACCCCAAAUACAAUUGCUUGUGAUAAAAUGCAAUCAACGUACGAGUAUGCCACGAGGUUGUGCAAACGGUACCAGCAGAAGGUUCGUGGCCUGUCUGGAACCGGCAUGCAAAUUGCAGCCAGCAUUGAGGACCCAGACCGGUCGUGCCGUGUGGCGUGUCAAGACGGGUUCAUUCGACAUCGAUUCUACCUCGUGAAUGGGGAGCAAGGACACUUUCCUUUCGGGACGCGCUGCAACCUUGACGAGCCGAACCGCUUCUGUGUCAAUGGAAAGUGCUUGCGAUUCGGUGAGGACGAUACGCCCGUCAACGAGUUGUACAACAGCUUGGCACAUUUGCGAGCGAAACGAAGUCUCAGCAGAGUGAGGAGACACUUUGAGUUUUACUCACCGAUUAACAUCACCGAGCGAAUCAACCAGGAAUAUCUGGACAAUUUGAUUGCGCACAUCGAUUUUGAGAAAACGACGGGAGACGUUUACGAAGACAGCAUCGAUUUCAGAACUCCAAUAUAUUUUAGUCCGUGAUGCAUGCAAUACAAAACUCCUAGUAAAAUAUUAGUCUGUAGGCCUACACAGACUUUUUAAUGAAAGAAACAUAUCUUUUGUAAACUAUUUAUUUGCUUAAUUUACGCAUAUCGAAAUUAAACUUAACGAAUACUAA
This is a messenger RNA of Culex pipiens pallens (northern house mosquito), 4353 nucleotides long. It is a transcript of the gene stl, whose product is annotated as A disintegrin and metalloproteinase with thrombospondin motifs adt-1. The record is from RefSeq and is a predicted model, not a curated record. The coding region runs from base 1062 to 4217 and encodes 1051 amino acids. Gene Ontology annotation, molecular function: metalloendopeptidase activity. The transcript is spliced from 15 exons. Gene Ontology annotation, cellular component: extracellular matrix. Lineage: Eukaryota; Metazoa; Arthropoda; Insecta; Diptera; Culicidae. Gene Ontology annotation, biological process: proteolysis; extracellular matrix organization.